AUGACCUCAGUGUGGAAGAAGAGCAUCUGUUGCCCGCCCAGCUACCCUGCCGUUGCCCCUGCCUUUGCCUCUUGGCCAGACACACUGACGGCGGCAAUGGCAGUCAGUAGACGAAGUGUGGGAUGUGGGUUGCCCAGGAAGGAGUUCAAGAGAAGCGUGGCUCUGAGGGGUCUGGGGGGCGGGCAGAAGAGAUUGCAGGAGAAGGCAGGGUCGCCAACUCCCCAGGAGAGCAGCGUCCUUGGCGAAAAUGUGCAGAAGCAGCAAGCAGCCUGGUCCAGACUAGACGGCGAGCAGGGCGAGUGGGGCACGUCAGGGAAGGCAGGAGGAAAUGUGAACGACAUUACCAAUUUACUUAGAUCUGUAUGUGGAACAGGGUUCAAGAGGUGGGAACUUCAGCUUCGCAUCUUCGGCCCCAUGGUCUUCUCCGUGGUCUUUGUGGUGGGCUUGGUCGGGAAUGGGCUGGUGGUGGCCGUCUUGGGCAGGCGCCGGUGCCCCUGGCUCUUGGCAGACUGCUACCUCUUCCAGUUGGCUGUGGCUGAUGUCCUCCUGGUGCUGUCUCUCCCCUUCUGGGCUGCCCAGUUCACCAGGGGUUGGAUAUUCGAAGAGGGCCUCUGCAAGCUCUUAGGAGCCCUGACAGCCAUGAACAGCUACAGCACCGUCUUCCUCUUGGCCUGCAUCAGCAUGGAGCGCUACCUGGUGAUCGUCCACGCUGUACAGCUGUACCACCGUCGGAAGCUUCUUCACACUUACCUGGUCCUCGGCCAGCUGCCUCCUGGGGGGCGCCUGCUUGGGUCCCCUCAGCUGCGGGAGUUUCAUUUUCGCACCGUGUUCUUCAUCCCCAGUUGGGGCCAUCCAUCUGCCAUCUGUUUCGAAACCCAGGAGGCCGUAGUUCGCUUCGGGAUUAACGCUUCUCACCUUUUCCUGCUCGCUUCCUGCUGCCGGGUUCUGGUCUGCGUUUUUCUGCCACGCCAGCGACAUCUGGAGCGAGACUGUGCCCAGGAAAAUGUACUGGAUUACGGACUGUUGGUCACGCAGAGCUUGGGGCUGGCCCACUGUUGUCUCAACCCACUGGUGUAUGCCUUCGUGGGUGUCAAGUUCCGAAGGGAGCUUUCCGAGUUGUGGCACAGACGGGACGGGAGCGAGGGGCACAGACCAAAUGUCUCCAACGGGGAGUACAGCCAACCUACAGAGCACACCGCAGCCCAAGGUAUAGACUACUAUUAUUCCACCAUGAUGUGA
Molecule: messenger RNA, 1239 nt
Organism: Sphaerodactylus townsendi
Lineage: Eukaryota; Metazoa; Chordata; Lepidosauria; Squamata; Sphaerodactylidae
Product: C-X-C chemokine receptor type 3-like
Exons: 4
Coding region: 1-1239 (412 amino acids)
Biological process (GO): immune response; G protein-coupled receptor signaling pathway
Cellular component (GO): membrane
Molecular function (GO): G protein-coupled receptor activity
Source: RefSeq, a predicted model, not a curated record